Centropristis striata (black sea bass) is the source of this 1937-nucleotide messenger RNA. RefSeq lists its product as uncharacterized. Lineage: Eukaryota; Metazoa; Chordata; Actinopteri; Perciformes; Serranidae. Bases 314 to 1051 code for a protein of 245 amino acids. The record is from RefSeq and is a predicted model, not a curated record. Gene Ontology annotation, cellular component: mitochondrion. The transcript is spliced from 3 exons. Gene Ontology annotation, biological process: apoptotic process.
AACGCAGCAGCCAGUCUUCAUCCUGGAGGGGAAGGCCCCGGAGGAGUCCAGCAGGGGGGACGGAGGAGGCGGGGAGGCCGGUCCCCUCAGCCCUGCUGCCCUGCCCCCCCCCCUCACAGACAGCCCCGGGUCCCCCAGGCCCCCCGGACCCCCCGGACCCCCCGGACCCCCCGGACCCUGGCAGACCCUCACAGACAGCCCCGGGCCCCCCGGACCCCCCGGACCCUGGCAGACCCUCACAGACAGCCCCGGGCCCCCCGGACCCCCCGGACCCUGGCACAGCGAGAGCCUGCUGGCUGAGUCCUGGUCCACCAUGGGGGACGUGGACCCCGAGGACACCAAGAGCCUGGACAGCAGCGACGGGGCGGUGCUGGGCGGAGAGGAGAACUCCUCCAACUCAGACAUGGUCCACCUGGAGCGGGAGGAGGCCGAGAUGCUGGAGCGGGCGGAGAAGGAGGCGAGGAGAACAGAGGAAGAGGAGGAUGACGAGGAGGAGCUGCAGACCAGCGUGUUGAGUGUUUUAGGAGGGGAGAAGGAGCUGGGGGAGCUCAGGGAGGAGGAGGAGCAGGACCUCCGCGCUCCAGAAACUCAGGAGCUCCUGGUGUCAGCAGAGGAGCCUCGUCUGGAGGAGAAGCCUGCAGAGUUCAGGCAGGUGGUUCCUCCCAUGGCGCUGCCUCCUCUGCCCAUCGUCCGGCUGGAGCCCCCCUCCUCCACCUCCACCCCCGUCCCCUCCACCACCUCCUCCGAAGCUGAGGAGCUCUUCUCCUCCCAGGGCCUCCACCCUCCUUCUAUCCUCGCACGCAUGGCAGCAGAGCCUCCUCCAGAGAGCCUCCAGCAGCCAAAGUUCUCACAGAUCCCCCUCUCAGACACAGAGGAACAUUCAGUCAGAGCGUCUCAGGCAGAACCAGAAGAGCCCAGAGCUCCCAGUGCUCCCAGUGCUCCCCAGACUCCCAGAGCUCUGAGCUCCAGCGAGCUGCUGUGUGGAGGUGCAGCUCUGGUGGCCGUAGUGGGAGUCGUGGCUUACGGAGCUGUGGCCUACUGCAGGAAGUAGUCUCCUUUAAUACACGUUUUAAAUCUAUUCCAAAUGAAAAUAUUCCACUUCACUCUCUGAAUUCUGGAUUUCCUCGCCGACACUCUUGUAGUAUUGUAGUUGUUGUUAGACACGUUGUUAGAUGUUUGGGAUUCGUUCUGUGCUACCUCAGCUCCAGCAGAGCUCAUGGCCUUCGUUCUUCUCUAGAGAUCUCUAAACCUGGAAUGUAAAAUCAUGUAAAGGUAGAAUUUUAAAGAAUCCUGAAACUUGAAAUGUUGCAUUGCUGUUUCUUUGUGUGAUUGUGUCUCUUAUUACUUCACCAGAAAACAUGUUGACUUCCUCCUCCAGCCAGAAUUCACUGCAGAUCUGUUCAGCUAUUCUGUGUUGCAUAUAAGAAAUAAACAGCAGGAGAAUAUAAUGAGGAAUAAUAAUAAUAAUAAUAAUAACUAACCUUUAGGUUUCUGAGCCUUUAGACUGUAUAAAAGAGGUUUCAGGUUUGAACAGUGAAGUCAAUGCCUUAAACCUGCAUUCUUUCUAAUGGAGGCAACUCCAAUACUGCUAAAGAAGUUGAUUAGAAAAUUUGAUUUAUUACCUCAUUAAAGUUUAGAGUUUUUGGUCUCAAUCACUAGUUUCAAGUCUUCUUCAACUCAGCAGGAUCUUUAUUUCAUAAGUUAUGGUCCCAUUUAGAGUAAAAUAGACGAUAAAGGAGGGAAUGCUCAGCAUUAAUUCUAGUGGUCGCUGUCGGGACUGCUGCAGAAAAUCCCCCCGAGUUCUCAUACACCAACAUUAUAAAAGAGACUAAGAAGUAUUCAGAUCUCUUACUGCAGUAAAAGUACUAAUACGAUACUGUCAAAUUACUCCACUACAAGUAAAAGUCCUGCAUUUAAAACUUACUGAAGUAAAAGUA